CAUCCUUUCGUUUCGCCAUUUCACCCCCCUUCCCUUCCCGUAGAGAGGAAAAAAACCCACCGUCGACCCGCCCGGCCGCCCGAGAGUUCUGAAUCGAAACCGUCGGCCGCGACCGCGAGAGCAGCGCGGGGCGCCCACCGUGAUGGCUCGAACCAAGCACCAGGCCGUGAGGAAGCUGCCGCAGAAGCCCAAGAAGAAGCUCCAGUUCGAGCGCGCAGGUGGGGCGAGUACGUCGGCGACCCCGGAGAGGAGGAAUGCUGGGACCGGGGGAGGAGCCGCGGCUCGCGUUGCACGGGGGCGUGUGGAGAAGAAGCAUCGCUGGCGGGCAGGGACUGUAGCGCUGCGGGAGAUCAGGAAGUACCAGAAGUCCACUGAGCCGCUCAUCCCCUUUGCGCCCUUCGUACGUGUGGUCAAAGAGUUAACUGCAUUCAUAACAGACUGGAGGAUAGGGCGCUACACCCCUGAAGCCCUCCUUGCGCUGCAAGAGGCAGCAGAAUUCCACUUGAUAGAACUGUUUGAAGUGGCGAAUCUGUGUGCCAUCCAUGCCAAGCGCGUAACAGUCAUGCAAAAGGACAUACAACUUGCAAGGCGUAUCGGAGGAAGGCGUUGGUCGUGAUAUCCAUUCUGAUUCUGAUUACCUUGUUCGGGUGGAAUUUGUUUAGAGGAGUUAGACAUUAGUCUUGUUGAAUGCUGUGCAUGGUUCCUAAUCUGUUUCACAGUUAGUGGGCUCUUCUGGGAUGAUCUGUUAACACCUGUGGAGUAUGUUAUGUAGGAAACACCUGAACUGAACAACCCAAAGUUGUUUUGGUUGCUCUUCAACCAUUUGUUUGCUUCAGA
This is a messenger RNA of Sorghum bicolor (sorghum), 837 nucleotides long. RefSeq names its product histone H3. The record is from RefSeq and is a predicted model, not a curated record. The coding region runs from base 143 to 616 and encodes 157 amino acids. Gene Ontology annotation, molecular function: DNA binding; protein heterodimerization activity; structural constituent of chromatin. Gene Ontology annotation, cellular component: nucleosome. Lineage: Eukaryota; Viridiplantae; Streptophyta; Magnoliopsida; Poales; Poaceae. The transcript is spliced from 7 exons.